CUAGCUCAUUAAUUCAGAUAUCAUAAUCAUUGUUCAGGGUUUUGGCUCAUCUUUUUGCUUUAAGUUAUGGCUUUAUUAUUACUUCCUCAUCAUCUUGCUGCUGCUGCUGUCUUCAAUAUUUUCUUUCUUUCAUGUCUUCUCUUAUCAUUCAACUUAUCCUUUGCUUAUGCUUCUUCUUCUUUCUAUCAAGAAAACCCAUACAUAUACCCCUUCAUCAAAGAAGCUAGCGAGUUCGAAUCAUCAACAACAACAAUAUCAACACCGUUAUUUGGAGAAGAUUCAUCAUCAUCAUCAAACGGUGGAAAACAAUCGUAUGAUUAUAUAAUAGUAGGGGGUGGAACAGCAGGUUGUCCAUUGGCAGCCACACUUUCGCAACACUUUAAAGUAUUACUGUUAGAAAGAGGAGGAGUUCCCUUUGAUAACUUUAAUGUGAGCUUCAUGGAGAAUUUUCAUAUAUCUUUGGCUGAUGCAUCUCCAAGCUCGGCUUCUCAACAAUUUAUUUCGACUGACCGUGUUAUCAAUGCACGGGCUAGAAUCUUAGGUGGUGGCACUGCUAUUAACGCUGGUUUCUACUCCAGGGCUAGUUCCAGCUCUGUGAAGAAGGCAGGCUGGGAUCCAAAUCUAGUUAAAGAGUCCUACAUUUGGGUAGAAAACCAAAUAGUGCAUGCCCCAAAAUAUGCACCAUGGCAAGCAGCCGUAAAGGAUGCUCUCCUUGAAGUGGGAGUCUCACCUUUCAACGGUUUCACUUACGAUCACAAAUAUGGAACCAAAAUUAGUGGUUCCAUUUUUGACCAAUAUGGCCGCCGUCAUAGCGCUGCUGAGCUCCUGUCUUCCGCCGACCCUGACAACCUCGAUAUUGUCAUCCAUGCAACUGUUCACAAGAUCAAAUUUGACACUCAGGGACAUAGAGCAAAGGCAGUAGGAGUAAUGUUCAAGGAUGAAAAUGGGAAACAACAUGAAGCAAUCCUAUCAAAAAGUGAAGGAAGUGAGAUAAUCUUAUCAAGUGGGGCAAUUGGGAGCCCACAAUUGCUUCUUCUAAGUGGAAUAGGACCAAAGGAAGAUCUUAUAAACAAGAAUAUUCCAGUAAUUGUAGACAGCCAAUAUGUGGGAAAAGAAAUGCAAGAUAAUCCUCUGAAUACCAUAUUUGUUCCUUUCAAGAAACAUCUCCCUCAAUCUUUACUUCAAACCGUGGGAAUUACUAAGUUUGAUGUUUACAUCGAAGCUAGCAAUGGGUUUGGUCAGUCCACCAAUAGCAUCAAGCGACACCAUUCUCUUCUCUCUGCCGAGAUUGGACAACUUUCAACAAUCCCUCCAGGAGAAAGAACAGAAGAAGCAAUCCAAGCAUACAGAGAACUAAAACCAGAUCUACCCUUUGAAGCUUUCAAAGGCGGAUUCGUCCUAGGAAAGCUAGCAAAACCAAUUUCCACAGGCCAUCUAAAACUCAACACAACCAACAUAAAUGACAAUCCAACAGUUACCUUCAAUUACUUCCAACACCCACAAGAUUUACAAAAAUGUGUUCAAUCCAUACAACUCAUAGAGAAGAUAGUCAAGUCAAAACAUCUUGCACAAUACAUUAAUUCAGACAGUCUUACAAUGGAGAAAUUACUGAAUAUGAGUGUGCAAGCUAAUGUUAAUCUUAUUCCUAAACACAUUAAUGAUGUUACGUCCUUACAACAGUUUUGUAAAGACACUGUGAUUACUAUGUGGCAUUACCAUGGAGGUUGUCAUGUUGGAAAGGUUGUGGGACCCGAUUAUCGAGUUCUUGGAGUUGAUGGGGUUCGAGUUGUUGAUGGGUCUACUUUUGAUGAAUCCCCUGGAACUAAUCCUCAAGCUACUGUUAUGAUGAUGGGAAGGUAUAUGGGAGUCAAGAUUGUGAUGGAAAGACUUGGUGAAGGGGCUAAUGUAUAAUUAUGGUUGGUUUAGAAAGACACUUCUAUAUAAUUAGUGUUAUACUGUAGAGUACAUGUAUUAUUUUAGCUCUAUAUAUACCUUGAGUGAAAGAUCACUUUGUUGUUUUUUUUCAACAUUUAUCAAGUAUAAUAAAAUCCUUUUACUUCUU
Amaranthus tricolor (Joseph's coat) is the source of this 2062-nucleotide messenger RNA. Its product is annotated as protein HOTHEAD-like. The transcript is spliced from 5 exons. The record is from RefSeq and is a predicted model, not a curated record. Gene Ontology annotation, molecular function: flavin adenine dinucleotide binding; oxidoreductase activity, acting on CH-OH group of donors. Bases 67 to 1911 code for a protein of 614 amino acids. NCBI's taxonomy places the organism in Eukaryota, Viridiplantae, Streptophyta, Magnoliopsida, Caryophyllales, Amaranthaceae.